This is a messenger RNA of Erinaceus europaeus (western European hedgehog), 2746 nucleotides long. It is a transcript of the gene APBB1, whose product is annotated as amyloid beta precursor protein binding family B member 1. The transcript is spliced from 14 exons. Gene Ontology annotation, cellular component: cytoplasm; nucleus. NCBI's taxonomy places the organism in Eukaryota, Metazoa, Chordata, Mammalia, Eulipotyphla, Erinaceidae. Gene Ontology annotation, molecular function: amyloid-beta binding; transcription factor binding. Gene Ontology annotation, biological process: regulation of DNA-templated transcription. The record is from RefSeq and is a predicted model, not a curated record. Bases 231 to 2357 code for a protein of 708 amino acids.
CUGAGUGCACAGAAAGGCUUUGAUCGCGAGUCUGGCACAGUGCGAGCGGUCGAUGCAUUGGCGAGAUUAUUCUGGCCAGCACCGUGUCCUCACUGCCGCUCCACCAGGACUGCAGGGAGAGCAGCGGCGAGCGAGCGCCGCCCAGCAGGCAGCCUCCCUGGGGGGGACCCCGCCGCUCGCGUCCCACCUCCCCGGGGGCCCUGCAGGGCGCGCAGGGAUCUGCCAAGGCCAUGUCUGUCCCAUCGUCACUGAGCCAGUCGGCCAUUAAUGCCAACAGCCACGGAGGCCCGGCGCUGAGCCUGCCCCUGCCUCUGCAUGCUGCCCACAACCAGCUGCUCAACGCCAAGCUGCAGGCCAGCGCCGUGGGGCCCAAGGACCUGCGCAGCGCCAUGGGGGAGGGCGGCGGGCCUGAGCCAGGACCUGCCAAUGCCAAGUGGCUCAAGGAGGGCCAGAACCAGCUCCGGCGCGCUGCCACAGCUCACCGCGACCAGAACCGCAACGUGACCCUCACCCUGGCGGAGGAGGCCAGCCAGGAGCCAGAGACAGUACCUUUGGGCCCCAAAGGGCUGAUGCACCUCUGUUCUGAGCUGGAGAUCUCCGCCCACAACGCUGCCAACCGAGGGUUGCGGGGACCCGGCCUGAUCAUAAACACCGAAGAUCAGGAGCCAGAUGAGGGAGAGGAGAAGGCAGCUGGGGAGGCUGAGGAGGAUGAUGAGGAAGAGGAGGAGGAAGAGGAGGAGGACUUGUCUUCUCCCCCAGGACUGCCCGAGCCCCUGGAGAGUGUGGAGGUCCCUCCGGGGCCCCAGGCCCUUGCAGAUGGCCCCCGGGAGCACAGCAAGAGCGCCAGCCUACUGUUCGGCAUGCGCAACAGUGCGGCCAGCGAUGAGGACUCAAGCUGGGCUACAUUAUCCCAAGGCAGUCCAUCCUACGGCUCCCCGGAGGACACAGAUUCCUUCUGGAACCCCAACGCCUUCGAGACGGAUUCCGAUCUGCCAGCUGGAUGGAUGAGGGUCCAGGACACCUCAGGGACCUACUACUGGCACAUCCCAACAGGGACCACCCAGUGGGAGCCCCCAGGCCAGGCAUCCUCCUCACAGGGGAGCAGUCCCCGGGAGGAUUCCUCCCAGCUCACCUGGACUGGCUUCACCCACGGAGAAGGCUUUGAGGAUGGAGAAUUCUGGAAGGAUGAGCCCAAUGAGGAGGCUCCAAUGGAUUUGGGGAUAAAGGACCCUGAAGAGGGGACCUUGCCCUUCCCAGCUCAGAGCCUUAGCCCAGAGCCAUUGCCCCAAGAAGAGGAGAAGCUGCCUGCCCGGAAUACCAAUCCAGGAACCAAGUGUUUCGCUGUGCGCUCACUGGGCUGGGUGGAGAUGACAGAGGAGGAACUGGCCCCUGGACGCAGCAGUGUGGCUGUCAACAACUGCAUCCGUCAACUCUCCUACCACAAGAACAACCUGCACGACCCCAUGGCUGGGGGCUGGGGAGAGGGCAAGGAUCUGCUGCUCCAGCUGGAAGACGAGACGCUAAAGCUGGUGGAGCCACAGACUCAGGCCCUGCUGCAUGCCCAGCCCAUUGUCAGCAUUCGAGUGUGGGGCGUCGGGCGGGACAGUGGAAGGGACUUUGCCUACGUAGCUCGUGAUAAGCUGACCCAGAUGCUCAAGUGCCACGUGUUUCGCUGUGAGGCACCCGCCAAGAACAUCGCCACCAGCCUGCAUGAGAUCUGCUCUAAGAUCAUGGCUGAACGGCGCAAUGCCCGCUGCUUGGUUAAUGGGCUCUCCCUGGACCACUCUAAACUUGUGGAUGUCCCUUUUCAAGUGGAAUUCCCAGCACCCAAGAACGAGUUGGUGCAAAAGUUCCAAGUCUAUUACCUGGGGAACGUGCCUGUUGCUAAACCUGUUGGGGUGGAUGUGAUCAAUGGGGCCCUGGAGUCAGUCCUGUCCUCCAGUAGCCGUGAGCAGUGGACCCCCAGUCAUGUCAGCGUGGCCCCUGCUACCCUCACCAUCUUGCACCAGCAGACAGAGGCAGUGCUGGGCGAGUGUCGGGUGCGCUUCCUCUCCUUCCUGGCUGUGGGCAGAGACGUCCACACGUUUGCGUUUAUCAUGGCUGCCGGCCCAGCCUCCUUUUGCUGCCACAUGUUCUGGUGCGAGCCCAAUGCGGCCAGCCUCUCAGAGGCUGUGCAGGCUGCAUGCAUGCUCCGUUACCAGAAGUGUCUGGAUGCACGCUCCCAGGCCUCCACUUCCUGCCUCCCAGCACCCCCUGCAGAGUCCGUUGCCAGACGUGUAGGGUGGACCGUCCGUAGGGGUGUUCAGUCGCUGUGGGGCUCCCUGAAGCCCAAACGACUUGGGGCCCAUACCCCCUGAAGCACUUGGUCUGCCCUCUACCUGCUUGCGUUGGGCCCCAGGCAUCUCAAGGGUAUGGGGUGGGGUGGAGCUCUAGAAGGUAUUUUUAGGCCUCCAUCCCAGGGACUUGGGGUUCCCUGCCUUGGGGCCAGGGAGGGAGAGAUCUGGUCCCUGCAAGGAUGUGACAAUACUGGGUUGGUGACAAGAGUCACAGGAAGCAAGGCCAGCUCCAGGCUCUCCAUCCCUGUUCCAGGUGAAACAGGAGGAACUGUUCAGGCCAGGCCCCACCUCUGGAAGGUCCAGCAGGGGCAGGAGGAGGGGACUGGUCCAGAAACGGGCCUCCUCCCCCCUUGCUCCAUGGGCUCUUCUGCUGUACUGAUAUCACUAAUAAAGUCUGUCUGCCCUGCUGA